GAAUAGAAUCGACUCUAAUGAUGUGGCUAUAAAAACCAAGAGCUAGCCACAAAUGUGCAACAGUCAGCAAAACUUGGGAAUAUGUGGAAGCAACAGACUCUGAGCAUUACUCUCUAUACUUUGUUGGCCCUAGGCCAAGCCCUGCCAGUGGAUGUACCACGCUACAAUCAGCUGGGGUACAAGCAGCCACAAUUGAGCAACUCAAGUGGCUACAACAACUUUGUGCCCACCACCGAUCGACUGGGCGUUACAGCGACUACGCCCGCACCACAAUUUGAAUAUGCUUUGCUGGGUCAGGACCCGGAGGAUCAACACUGGUAUCGGGUCAGUCUUACCCCAACGGGUCAGAAGUCUGGCUAUCGUGCCCAGUUUGCAACACGAAAAUCGCCACCGUACGAUGCACAGCAGGCACACAAGCACGACAAGACCAUCAAGGAGCUGCUCAACUUCCUGGAAAAAUCCGAAGAGCAUAAUCUGCUGAAGGUCUAUGGGCAGCUGCUGGCCAGCGAGGACUACAACGAUCAGGAGGGCAAAAGCAAGCGCAAUGUGGAUAAAAUUGAAAUUGAAUUGGAUAACGAUCUGGAUGUGAGAAAUCUGAAAACCGAUCCGAAUCGGCCGCUGCUUCUAGUUGGCGAGCUGCAAGGAAAUACGCCCGGCAGCAGCCACAAUGCCAGUGAUUCGUCAAUGGUCAAGAAUUUUGUUUACUUUAUAAAGGGUUUGAAAUGAGAACGUUCAUUAAUUAUUAAUGCCGGCAUUUCAAAGCACUAGAGGCUGCAGCAGCAAUUUGAAUAUAAUAAAAGUUUAUUCAAUGCAAACUAUUUAUCUUUAAAGUUCUCUCAUUUUCUGCAUUAAUUAAUCAGAUUUAAGUUAACAUACGAUUAAUAAAUAAGUAAAGUAA
Molecule: messenger RNA, 898 nt
Organism: Drosophila virilis
Lineage: Eukaryota; Metazoa; Arthropoda; Insecta; Diptera; Drosophilidae
Source: RefSeq, a predicted model, not a curated record